AGGAGGUACGAGCCGGCUCGUGGCGGCUGUUUGCCCGUUCAUGUAACUCUCUUUUCUGAACUUUACCCAUGCUAAAUGUCCUGAUAUUUACCGUGACCCUGGACUUAACAACGAUGAAGCCGAAACAGUGAGAUGGAGAAAAUCUCAGCAGAAGAUGACUGUGUGGAUUCAGGAGCCGAGACCGGAGGGUGAGUGAAGCUGAACUGCAACUGAGAAAUGAGUGAUUCAGAAAAAAGGACCUGAAAUUAUGAGGAUAGUCUGACAACUUUUUCAAACACAGGGACUUUGAAAAGGGCAGUUUUAGCUAAUUACAGGUUAAGUUUGUGUGGUUAAGCAUUAGGUGAAAUUUAAACCAAUAUGAAGAACUUACUGAGUUGAUAAUGGGUUAUUUUUGUGUUGAAAAAGCAAGCUAGACAUAAAAAAUCAUUAUAAAGUGUGUGCCGAAUUCAAAAGAGUCACAGAAUAAAGGGACAGUUCAUGUUUAAGUUGUGUAUAUUGUCCAGUUAGAAAGGUUAUUUCUAAAAUUUGGUGUUUUUCAGUAGAGGUUUGGUGACCGGAUCUGAUCGUACCGAACCAAACGUUAACGCGCGUGGACCAAAUAAAAACAGAUGGCAAACGGUUAUGUAAUCUGUCCAUUUCGCACUUUUAUCAAUUUUAUAAAAAAUUACCGCAGUUUUUUUCUCUACAUUGAUGAAAAUAAUGUUUGUCAUCAUAAUUAUUUUAUAUUUCAUAUUGUGAUAUAGUAUUAUAUUAAGGAGGUGGUGUGAUCCUUAUGCCUCACUGCAAAGUUAAUCUUAGUCACUUAACCUAAUGAGAGAACAGCCACACUAUAGAGAGAGCUUAAUUCAUGACUGUUUUGACAACAGAUAGUUAAAUGACUGUGUUGUUCUCUCUGUUUUCAGCCAUUAGACAAAGAUGAGCCUCACUUUCUUCUCUGGUAUGUCACUGAUGGAUGUUGUAGAUCUAGAGUUGUAGUAGUAAAGGGCCUAUGUCUUUGUGUGAAUGUUUAUGUGACAAACAUUUAUCCCAUUAAAAUAACAACUCCCAGACUCAGAUCUGUUUCAUGACACUAACUAACAUAUUCAACAAAGAAAAUAUGUUUGACCACAAGGUUUUCAAUAACUUAGACGUGUAUUUGGAAAGUAUACUGAUUUGGGAUACUGUACGUGUAACUCAUGUCCAGGUUCUUUGUCCAGUCAUCAUGGUCAAUACCUCAACACCAUGAUUAGUUGUUACGAUGUAUGGGUAUUAUAUUUAAAUAAACUGCAUUUAAAUGAUUCUAUAUGAACUAGGAAAGCAAAAAAACUGAAUUUAAUCAAAAAACAUAUAUAAUGAAAGUUCCUUAUAGGAGCUUUAAGUAUUCAAAGUUUGUUAUUUUGAGUGUCAUCGGUAUCAAAAAAGGCACAAAUUGCUCUCCUACUGAGGAGAUAUCCAGUUUUAACCAGCCCCCUAGAUCUCUUUUGGGCCAUUUGAGGGACACAUUUCCAGCUUAAGUGCUUGAAUGCAGUGUCUUUCUCCACUUAUCAUUCGUACAUUAAGUAGGGUUAAGCUCCAAGUUUCUCUGUACAAACAAGCACUUAUUAAGUGAUUCAAUGACUAGAUGUGAAUGGGCAAGAUUCAGCCUAGGAGCUAAUCUUGAUGUUGAUGUUGAAAGUUGUCUUCAAUAACAUAAUAAAGUUAUAAGGUCAACAAAAUAAGAUCAACAUGCAAAUGAAAAUAACUAAUUGUAACGCAAUAAAACAAUUAAAGAAUUAAGGUUAAAAAAAACAUUUUAAAAUACAAAAACAUGAAAGGAUUCUGGUCUUUUUUAUGUUUGAAACCUGGAAAAGUAAUUUAGCAGCAGUUCCUCUUUUCUGAGUUGUUAGAGUCACCUGCAACCAUGCUAUUUCAUUAGCCGUGAACUGGAACCAAACAGCAUGAUGUGUGUCUGUGUCAUGGGAAAAGCAGCAUAUCAAAAAGCCCACUGUGAGAGGAAAAGCAGGGAGCUGAUAACCAGAGAACCACCGCCUCCAUCAGGUCACAUCCUCCACCUUUCCUCCCUCGCUCCACUUCCUCUUCUGCUCCUGUAUCCACUGUUUUUACUCAUUCUCCUCUUUGUGGUCUGACCCUGCUGUCAUCCAUCUGUCUUUCCUCGUGAUUUUUACGGCAUUUCAGAACAAGACCAGGACUUUUACAGGAUAAAAAACAGGAUUUGUAUGAAACUUUUUGUAUGUGACCAAUAUGCUGGAACCACACUCAACAAAGGGCUUUAGUAGAGAGAAGAUCUGAUGGCUUCAUCUAAUGAGAAAUGGGUCUAUCGUAGGAUCAGUGAGAAAAACACACAAACUGCUCACACUGUUUUUCCCCUGGUGUUGACAUUUGACUUUUUUUUGUUCUGUAAUGUUAGUUAAUGAGAUCAAUAUCCGAUGUUUGGAAAUGGGAAGUAUUGACAGUAAAAAUGAGAAACUUCAAGUCUAAAUUUGGAAUUUGGCAUGUGAGCUGUCUGUACUAGGUUUCAACUGUCAUCAUACCCAGAUCCAACCUACCCGGCCCCCUCCUAAACCAAGGAUAAAGAUUUAUAGUAGUACAUCAGACACUGUCAGUCACCUGCUAUGAAGUUCAAACAUUAAAAGCAGUUCCUACAAAUAUUCAGGCCUGAUUGUGCAGAAGUUAUUAUGAUUAUCAUCAUUAUUGUUAUUAUACCAAUAAAAUAUCUGGAGUUAAGGAACUAAAAUUUGUAACUUCAAUAAAGGAAACUGUGUUUUUACUUUCCAACUAAACAUCAGUCAUCAUUGUUUCUUUAAACUGUGACCUGAAGGUAACAAGACCUUGGCUGAAAAGGUGGCAGGCCAUAAAAUGCAUGAGUUAUGAUUUAGGAAAGUCAUAACUAUGUGGAUUUAUCCUUUCACUACAUAAUCAUUUCUCUAUCUUUGUCUUUUUUUGUCCUCGUCUCGUCCAACCUGAUUAAAGAAGAGACGAGUGAGUCUGUUAAUGUUAAUCGACCUCUUCAAAUUUACUCGAGCACCCAUCAGGUCACCCUGCAGUCAAACUCUGUGUGCAUAACAGGGCUGCUGUCUGUCUUCGCCUCACUGUCUGUUUAUUGUCAUUGGACGGAGAUGAAGCGAGGCAGCGAGGCCAGACUGGGAACGCCAGACGAGAUGCUAACCGGCUCUGCUGGAGGAGGCCUGCCAAAUACAUAUGUCCUUUGGGAGCCAUUAAAACAGACCUGCAACUGCCUCCAGCUUUUCUCUAUAGAGUCACCAACCAUAACAGGAGAACGUUUUCUCAUUUGUUUCCACAUUUUGACAUUUCUACUUCAGCAUGUAGGGACAAAUCCACAAGUUUAACUCUGUAUACUUUCACUCUAACCUUCUCAUUGUCAUUUAUGAUCUAUCCUGGAUAUUUGUCUUGUCUUUUUUCCCCUUUGCUGUACCCCAUCAUCUUCUCUUCCUACAUUGCGCUGCUCAUCUUCCUCAUCCUGUCCAUUCCUCUCUAAUACCCGUUAGUUAGAUUAAUAAUGUCCUGCUGCAGGAAACAGACUCGCUCCUCUGCUUCCUGCUGUCCUGCAGCUCCCGAGGCCUUAUUAGUUUAGAGACAGAAGGGUCUGUGAGGAGGAACAGUGUUCUCUGGCUGUCAGCUGACUCCUUUGGGACUAAUAACCUCAGGUGAUGUAGUGGACACGAGAGCUAAGGUUGUCACAGACGUCUCAGGGAUGUAUGGCAUGUGUAGGGUGCAGUUCUGUCAUGUAUGGACAAACUGGACAAGCACCUUGUUUGUUCACACACGGAUAUUUGUGUAAUAGCGGAAAUCUAAUUCUGCCUGUCAGAGCUCUCUGAUGGGAGUUUUCGAUUAGACACAAUUAUUUCCUGAUGCGAGUGUGGUCAGAACUGAGAAACAGGAUCUUUUUUAUACAAGGAUUCAAGCUUUUAUCUCUUUUUGUCAUCAGUUAAUCCCGUCUUGUGUUUCGUGACAUGGAGGACCAAAAUGGGGUGCUGACUCAGGCAGAGGUGAUGCGUGCCUGAGUGAAUAUUAUUUUCUCAGAGCUGGGCAGACGUCCAUUAAUUGGUUGAAUUCAUGAAUUUGCCAAAUAUCAUGAGACUUUUUCAAAGGAACUUUUAACAUGAACGUUUAUUUGAACCUUAAACUUCUAUUACAUCCUGUUCUUCCGGACCUUGUCCUUUCCUCAGUGCAGGAUCACAGCUCUGUGACAGCAGACAGUUUCUACCUUAAGCCUACUGAGCCAAGUGAUUUGUUAAGGCAUGAUUGACUUAGCUCUAAUAGCCAGCUCUUAUGUGAACAAUGAGAUGAAUAUACAAAUAAAAUUUUAAAAUUGAUUGAUCCUACACUUUGUCUUUUUAGGAGCAUUUUGUAUUUUUCAGUGGUUAGAUAUUGUCGUGUACAGCAACAUGAUUGUUUUGAAGGUAUCGAUUAUUGCAGCUUUGCUGGCUAGCAAAUUUAUCGUCAUUGUGAGCCUGGUAUCAGAUGGCCUAUCAUAUUGAAUUAUGUUGUAAUGCGUUCUGUUGUUUUGUGUCAUGCCAUAUUGUGUAAUAUCAUAUUAGAAUUAAAUGCUGCGUUACAGUUACCUCGGAGGUCAGAUGUCAGAACUGGGAAUGACACUUCACCGGAGUUGACAGCGUUAGUUAACAAGUCUGAAAACCAAGAUGGACACCUACAGUUACCCAUUGUUAGCUGUUGUUUACAGUUGUCAGCUGUCAUUGGCAGUUAUCAGCAGUUGUUAGUUGUUGUUAGCGAUACCAGUUGUAAACAACGCACAACACAGUAUUUUACUCUUACAAACUCUGUGUUCACAGUUAGACGUUAGGCAGUACAACAUAUACCACUUAUUUCACCAAAACAAAACAGAAGUGCUACUAAAUAAUACAUUACAAGAGCUUUCACUGUUACUCUUCACUGUUGAUGCUCAGUGCUGCCAUCUUGAAUUAUGACGUUGUCGUCAAGUCGGGGAUGGUGAGGAUUGUCCAUCUUUUCGAGUUGGAAAUCUGACUUCUGGGGGGCGUUCCAGAUGAAUUUCCGACUUGGAACUCGGAAAUCCCGACUUCCGAGUACAAAUAGAACACAUCAUUAUUGUAUCAUAUAAUAUCGCCUCAGAUUUUGAAAGGGCAAGAGUCACCCUGUUCUCCACCUUUUGACUCCUCUCUGCAGAUAUCCCCCGGCAAAUAUUACUCAUGACUAAUUAAUGAGUAUGAAAUGGCAAAUCAUGGGCAAAGUUUGAUUUCCUGGACUUCCUGGACCCCAAAGUCCAUGCCUAAGACAUUGCUAGAGAUGUAUUUUGUGUAGCUUUCAUUAAGAGAUCACCAGUAAUAGAAUUGCAUCAUGUGUUUUUUUAAGUACAGAUGUAAUGCUAAGACAUCAUAAUCCUAGCUUAGCAUGAGGAUUUGAGACAGGGAAAGCACAUGGCCCAAAAAUAUACCUACUGAGACAUGUAAAGAGGUUUGUGAUGAACUGGACUUGACUGUGUUAUAUAGUCCUUUUUCUAGUCUUCUGACCAAGUGAAGCACUUCUAUAUUACAUGCCACAUUCACUCAUUCACACCACAUUCAUACACUGAUGGCAGAUGCUGUUAUGUCUAGUGCCCAUCAUCAGUAUUAGCUAAUCCCAUUUACACACCUCUGGAGAGGCCAAUCAGCAGGGGCCCUUAUGAGGUUAAGUGAUUUGGCUCAAGGACACAUCAGUAAGAAGACAGCUGGACCUAAGAUCAAACUGUCAACACUGAAUAAGAGAUGACGAACUCUAUCACUGAGCCACAGCUGUCCCUGUGACUGCUCUCCAAGAGCAACAGAUUAUACGUCCAAAAAGUGAUGAAAGUCACAGUGGAACCAAAGAUCUGUCACAUUCCUAUUUGUGUUUUAUUAUUAUUAUUUUAUGUGUUUGAAAUCAUGACAUCGAUCAACCAAUAAAAUGUGCAACUUGGGCGUACAAAUCUGAGAAAUUGAAGAAGGCUGGACAAGCUGAAAAUCCUCCAGUCACAACGUUUUAUUUCCCAUUGAUUACACAGUUGGUCAGAAGCAUUUUAAGAUGAUGGUCUGUCAACUAUUGAGCAGUCUUAUUAUUGACCAGAUUUUGACAUAAAUAUACAGUUACAUUAAGAUGUAGCCCAAGUAAAUUCAAGGAAAUUCAAGUCUCUGAAAACUGUCCUAGCAUCAGUCAAAGCAGUGCUUGAGUUAAUGUCCCCUGUGUUUUAUCCCUUCACUGUGAAAUGUCUGUGACCUUUCCAUUUGGACCUCUCCUGCUGUUUAACCAGAUGUCAGCACUCUAUUUGAAAUAGGAGCGUGUCAUACUGUAAAUCAUGUCGAUUGUUUUUCAUACUGUAACAUAAACUCCUGUCUCCUCUCUCUGUUUUUUAUCCUCUCUUUCUCUUUCUCCUCCUCCGCCCUCUCCCUCUUUUUUCUCUCUCUCUUUUCUGUCAUUCUCUGCAGGUCUGAUUACAGUCCCUUAUCCUCAACGAGCAGUAAGUACACCAACUGUGACGUGUCACAUUGCCAAACACACACAGAGGACUUUAUCUCCCUAAAACACACAGAUAAAUUCAAUCCACUCACUGGGGAGGGUUGUGUUUUUGUGUUUACUUAUCGGUCUUUAUGACCUACAGCAGAUUUUUAGAGAGGAUUCAUUGUUCUACAGUUCGUGGGCUUGAUUUCUGAGCCACUACAUGUACCAAAUUCCCUGAAAAAUGUAUAAGCAGGUCCCAUAAAAUCUGGAAAACAGCUGCCACAUUAUGAGUUACAUAUCAGCCACUUGUUGAUGGUCAAGAGUGCUUGAACUCUGGGGUUGCAACAUGCUCUGUUUGCCGUCUUGUUGUUCUGUUUACUUAAAGUUAGAGCAGUUAAAAACGUGUUCGCAGAGGUCAUGACCGCUCUCCAGCCGGGUUUCCCAGCCUUUCACAAUGGGAGGAUUAUAUCCAUUAUUAGCCCAUUAAUCUGGUCUGCAGGAAGCUGCGUUAUCCCACCAACACCAACACCACACCCUGGACUCAGGGACUGUAAGACCACAUAUAUUUACAAACAGACGCACACAGUGAUGCAGCUGCGCUUGGUUUUGCUCCUUCCGAUCAUGUUUCCUGAGUCUUUCCUGCAGCAGAUGAGCUUCAGACCCUCAUUGUCUCUGACAUCUGCUGAGGUCAGGAUGGACAGUGAACAUGCACUGGCAGAUUAUCAGAAAAAACACAGGAAAAAAAAGUACUCAGAAACUAGAAAUACUGAAGGCUGACGUUACACUCAAGCUGGGAAACUCAAAUGUCACCCUGUCUCACUGUUUUGUUAAGACUGUUGGUCAUAUUAUCAUUGAGAAACUUGGGUUUUCACCACAAGACUGAAAAACACAUCGAUUUAUAAAACCAAGGAGACAUUUUAGAUGCAUUUUCAGUUAAAAACCUUUUUGAUACACCAAUAGAUAUCAUUGCAACACACUUAGAAUUCGCUUUUAGCCAGUAUCUAGCUUAAAUUAUGUUUCAGAAACAGUUUCAUAAUGCAAAAAAAAAAAAAAAAACACCUCGAGGAAUAUCUCUCAGUUGUGAUAAUACUAAUUUGCAACAGGUUGGUAACAUGACUGACUUUUAAAAGAGCAUUCAGAGAAGCUGAGUAGGAAGAGUUUCACCACUUUGUCAGGGACUGUAUCAGCAGCACACACUUCUACAAUUUCAGAAAAAUGUUCCUCGGUGUAAAAUUUUGGAUUCAGUCUCUGAUGAAUGAUAUUACAAUAUAUACAGUAUGUUAUAUCGUACAAUGCUACAGAGAGAGCCUGUUGUGGAAGUCAGUGCAUGGGCUCAAAGUCAUCCCCAAAAACUAUACCUGUGAUUGUAAUUCAUCACCGAUUCCACAAUUGAGCGGCCUUGGGGCAGAAAGCGUGACAUUUCUUAUUUGUUUACUAGCGGAGUCAACAGAGAAAGAACAUGACAAGGAGCUGAUAUUGGAAACAUCUAAAACAACGUCACAGCCUGGUAAAUUGAGUGAAAUUCAUGGUUAUUUCAGUGUUUUUCUGAUUUGAUACAAUGAAAGACAAAGUGAUUUUUCAAUGAAAUGACAUUUUAUUGCAAUUGUAACGGGGAGAACUUGCAAACAAUACGGCAUCUUCAUUGAUAUCAGUUCACUCCGAUGCAGGCUUUUGCCCCCUGGUUGCACACGCACCUAGUAUUGUUUGUACACAAGAAACCAGUCUAUACACAUGAUCCAAGGUGGUGGGCAAAGCAGGGUCUGAUGCUGUGAUGACAUCUUUAGGCUUUAUAUCAGUGCUGCCUGUAAGUUGAUGUAUGAAAAGAAGGGUGGGAAAAAUCAUACAAAUAGACAAGAGUCUAAUCCUGGCCAAAUGAGACUCCUAAAUUCUUUUAUUAUUCAGUUCCUGCUGCAGCAUCUGUAAUCCUCUUUUUUCAGAAUAUAGAAAGCAAAUACUUCCUAAAUAUCUAGUUAGUGCCUUUUUAUUCAUCCAAAACUGGUUCUGGUCAUGGAAACAAACACAUGCUGCAGACAGAUGGGUGACACAAAAAAAGAAACAGCCUGAGUUCAUUUGUCCAACUGAGUCUCACACUAAUGAUCACAGCAGAAAGGAAGGACAGAUGGAUGCCAACUGCUGCAGUGACAGAUUUUUCAAAGAUGUGAAAGGACAAUAGGAUAAGUCAUCUAUCUCAGCGCUGUGUGUGGCUGCUGUUUCUGUCCCCUGUGCGUGUGUGUGUUUGUGUGUGUGAGCAGGGUUGAGUUCAUUUCCAAAGGUGCAUGCAGCAUCAGUUUCAGAGCUCGCCUCCAUCCUCAGAAGUAUAUUUGGCUUCUGGUUUAAAGGGGACACUGAUGUUUAUACAGGUGGUCCCAACCCCUGUCCUUUGACCCCAGAUCAGACCAGCUAUAAGCCCCCCCAAAGGCAGACUGAUAUCAGGCUAAACCACCAACGUCAGUCUGACCGGGGUCAUACUCUAAUGAAGCUGCUGUGUGACAGAAACUGGAGAAAUGAAACUGUUUUUUGACUGUGAGCCCAUGAGUUAACUACUAAAGACCUCCACUGACGCAGUUUAGGGUGAAGCAUUGAACAUGUCACUGUAAGGUCGUGUGAACCUUCAAACAAACUUGACAAAGGCCUGAUGCUGAGAAACCUAACGUUCCUGUCAAAGUCUAUAUGACCAUGUUAGUAACUUCAGCUGAUUCUACCUUGGCUGUAAAUCUUAGUCCAGUGGUGUGGUCCAGUCAUUGAACCUUGAGUCUAAACUCCAAGUCAAGUACAUCACCGAAGCAUACAGUUUGCAGUUUUGGGGUUACCUUGUAUGGUGGAUAUGAGCUCAUAAUGAGAGUAUUUGUAAUUAAAUUGCUCAUCCAAAUAAGUAUAAGUGAAGCUGCACACUUUGGUUUUGUUUUAACAAUAACGAAUGGUAAUAAAAAAAACAAUAGCUGUGAACUUAUUCAGUCCACUAAUAUUAGUGUUAAAGUCCUCAUAGGUUUUACAUGCUCUCCUGUAUGAGGCUCUCUGAACAUCUGUGUGUAAAAUACAGCACUCUUUUAUCUGAGGCUGCCCUGAACACAUCACUCCGAGACGGUGCGAGACUAUCAACGUAAAUAUUAUAUCUUGCGUUUGUCUCCCUUUCUUUGAAGUGUUCAUUUUGCAACAAACACUGCUUAAAUAUAGUUAACAGAUUAAACUGACCUGAAUCAUUCCAAAUUGUAAAGUAAAAGUAUCAAUCCAGUGUCUGUAAGGCUAAGCAGAAACAUAGACAAUCUUUGGUUGUCUGGAAACCUGGCAACUUUGGGCAAAUAUAGUGAUCUGAUUCAUGAAUGAACAUGGACCAUGCGAACUACAGGAGAUUCUCAGGAGGUGGGCGGGAGAUAGGUCUGAAAUAUGGGAGAGUCCCGGGAAAAAUGGGAGUGUUGGCAGGUAUACACCAAAGAGGACUCAGAGUUGACUCCUCUUUUUCUGAAAAUCUGGAUGCAUGGAGUCCUGCACAAUUCUUUUUGCAAUACAUGUUGCAGCCUUGUUGCAUAUGGCCUUCAGACUAGAUUAAGGAGUUGCUGUUUGUUAUAUCCGCGUUUUUCUUUUUUUAGAAAUGAGAAGCAUGCCGUCAAGUAUAACACUGAUGUGUUCUUAGGUAGGGGUAGUUUUUAAAUAAAGUUUAUUUACAUGAGUGGGAAAGGAUGUUAUUGUGCAACAGAAAAAAAAAACAAGAAUGAAGCUCCUGAAGCUAGGCUAUUCAAGCUCAUUCUUUUUUACAGAAGUUUGUGAACAUUUUGAAUGUCUUCUUGGACUCACUUUUGGUGUUUUUGUUGUAGCCAAAGGGUUGAUUCGUAACUGGGAUUAAAUCUUGAGAAGUGAUUUAAAAACUAAUAAAGACUUUGUUAUUUCUUGUAAAACUAACAUUUGUAUCUCUUAAAAAACUGAGGCAAAGAUAACAUCAAUCAGGCAACAAGGCACAACAUCACCCAGAAUCUAGAUUCAACAUCCACAUUGCAUCGUGGCUUAUAUUUAAGAUUUAAAGGGAUAUUCCGGCAUAAAAUAACUUAGGGUCAAACACACCGUAACAUCAAGUUAGACACCCUGUCGAGAGAUGAAUGUUGCCGACCGCUUGCUUCUCUUUGGAUACCAACUUGAGUAACGACCGCAAGAUAGCAAUACACAGCGGUCUAAGGAGCCAUAAAAAACCUCAACCAAAAAGCCACUCUAUAGCCACAAAUAAUGCUCAGAACAGCACCUAAAUUCAUCAACAGUAUAUAUACACAGUACAUUUAUUUUACCCCAAAAUAUUCCUUUAAGUCUGAAAUAUUAGACAUGGGUUUUAUUUUAAACAUCAUUUGAGUCUUGAAUUUAGAAAGUAUUUUUUAGUCUUUCAAAGGCUGAGGUCUGUGCGUAAUUUAGAGGAAUAACAGUUUCAGUCCAGAACGACCAGUGAAAACUAAGGUAUCUGUCUUUCAUGCUCCUGUCUUCAGCUGCUGCAUCUUUACGUUUUUCAAUAGAGGUAAACAGGUUUUGAUUCAAGAGGCUUCCACUGAGUCCCGCCUCUAAAGCCCAAUCACAUGACCUCCCUCUCUGUUGGUCCCAGCAGAUGAGUGUCCAUUGAGGCUGAGUGACCCAUGACCCUGCCCCCAAUGCUUUUCUGCAUGUAUGUGUGUGCACAUAUAUGUAACACAGAGGGGGGUCGACUGAGAGAGUAAUGAAUGUUUGGGGGGCAGAAGGGGGGAAGUUUGAACUACACAGAGGUCAGACUGUAACAACAGAAAGACGCUAAGCUCACACACAAAUACACUAACAGAGACAUAAACUUUCAUGCAUGAUUUGUCACACUUGAAAAGCUUGAAAAUAUGCCGUAGAUGAAUUUACAGCUUGCAGAUGUAGGCUCAUGAAAAUUAAACUCCACAGCCAGAAUCCAAAAGAGAAAAACUUGGAUGAAAGAUGAAACGAAAACAUAAGACACUCAGGACAUCCAAAUUUCUAAUGUAAUGGUUAGCAAAACAAAGACCGUGAAAUGGUUUCUUCCUGAGAAAGACAGCAGGAAUGAAGGGAAGAUUUCCAAAACACAGAAAAGAAAAAUCAUGCAUCAGCAUAUUGAACAGUUGAGUGAGUCUUUUAUACCACGGAGGUCUAGACGGGGUGGAUGGAGGUGGAACAAAAGCCAGAGAGGAGCAGGUUGAUCAGUCUGUCACCAGCAGAUGUUUCCUCACAGAGACAAACACACUUAAUGUUUCCAUGAAGAAUUUUUCAACAAAGUCACAAUAGAGUUUACAAUAACCUGUCGCUGAUUUAAUUUCAACGCCUUUUUAAUGCUGAUCUAUUUUAGUUGGUGUCAACAAGUUUGAAAAAUUGUAGUUUUCAGUCAGUACCAAAUCCUCACUGUUUGAUUCAUCGUUUGAUGAUCAAUUCAGAGUGUUUUUAACAGUGCUAGAACAGUUUGUUUAUGAGCUGAUAAAGGCAUAGAGGGAAGUUUAACUUCCACCUACUUUGACUUGCAUUCCUCACUGUACAUGGACUAAAUAUGGGAGCACUAUUUAUCCAACCCAGCUGUGCUUAGGGUUCUAAUGGCUGAUGUGUGUUUGUAUAAGUUCCACUAGUAAUUCUAAAUAUCAUUUUUUAAAAAUGGUUUAUGUGUAUUUUGCUGAGAAAUAUUGAAACUAGAACUUGUGACUUACUAACAAACACAGCACAGAAGUCAAAUCAAAGGAUUCGUGCUUUGAGAAUUAUGUAGAAAAUGUGUUAUCUUUUUAUUUUUUGACUGUUGGUUUACAGAAAAGCACAAUACCACACUAGUUCUUUCAUCUAAUGCCUUUAAUUGUUAUUUGUCAUGGCAGUGAGUUUUCCAAAAUGUUUUGUUGCUCCAUUUUCACCCGAGUCACAUGAAAAUUUACUUGUGGGCUGGCAGGAAAAACUGAAUGUUUUUUGCAUUUACACACCCACCCUAAAAUUUCUGGCAAGUUUUAAGGAGUCUGGUGCAUGUGCCAAUUUCAUCCCGUAGUGAUACUCAGUGUUUGUUUUAUCUUUGUGUGUCUCAAGGGUCUGCAAAUGAAAGACCACCAUAAAAACUUUGAAAAACAUUGUUCAACUAUUCACCCCUGACUAUAUUAGAAUCUAUUGGGUGACAUUUCUUUGUAUAGGUUUUAUUUGAAUUUCACAUGUCAUUUCAAACUGUUCAUACACAUUUUGCAUCUUCUAAAAACCUUGGCCAUGGACCUGAGAUGAAGCGAGUAGUAUGCAGCCAGAGUAAACUUUAUCUUGUAGUGAUCAAAACAGACAAAUUCAAAAAUUGUCUGCAGACAUGUUUUGUUUUCUGUGAAGUUGUAAAGCCAGAGGAAUCCCCAGUGUAGGAGAGCAAAUGUGAACAUGCAGCCUGUGGGAAAGUUUGGGUUGCAUUGGCAUUAAGUUGUCACGGCUCUGUUAUGAUCGUGGGACAGUUAACAGAGAGGCUGUUAUCAAUUUGAUCAAAUUAGAAUCAGUAGCAGUGAAGCUUUUGUGCUUUCAGAAGCAGUUCAAGUCAGAAAAAGCCAGGGUGCUUUUGUUAUUUCAGCUCAGACAGGCAGCAGAAACACGUGUGGAUACGAGUCACUCCAAAUCCACUCUCCAAAAUGUGUCCACGGCCCUCGCUGUUCUUUAUCAGGCGUUGGAUUUAAUACCUGCUGGUGACAGUGCAGAAGUCUGUUAAGUCUCUCUUCCUUCCUUGAAAGAAUUUGAGGUCUGCUGUGGUUUUAACAGGCGCUUAGUACUGCUGCACAUCACGCAGGGAUGUAAAACUCAUACAUUUGAAAGUGGCACGCAUGGAGGUGCUAUGAUUCAUGUGGUUUUUAGUCUGUAAGUUCAGUGUUUCUGUUGUAGGAGUCGGACUGCUGUUUCUCCUUGUUUUUCUCCAGAACCAGAGAUUAUUUCUCUGUAUGUUUACACUGGAGAUGUCUUUGUUUUGAUAAGUAGAAGACGACAAAGUCACUCCCAACAAUUUCUGCCUACUUUGCAAAAUUGUAAGUAAAACACUCGCAUGUGAGACAAACAAGUCUGCACGCUGAUGUGACGUUCAGUCUGGCAGGUGUUUCUGGUCUCCCUGUUGUUCUGCUGAUGGUUUCGCAUUAGCAGUACAAUUUUCGUACACCAACCACCGAACAUUACUGCCACAGUGCCAUCGUCUUACAUUUUUGAGGGUCCAACUUACCUAGUGUACAGAACUCCAUUUUCCUUUCCUUUUGACCAGCAGCUAACACCUGACAAUGACAUGUCCACAUACUUAAAGGCAUGGUUGACGAUUGGAGAAGCAGUUGAAAAAAAACUGAGCUGUAGAGGCAGAUUUGAAAAAAGUGUCCCACCCCCCACACACAAACCUCUCCCCUCUGUGCUUCACGAUAACUCCCCCUCGAACCUGUAUUGCCCUCCCCACAACACACCCACUCUGGCAGAGCAAGAAGCCGCCGGCAAAAGAUCCUAUGUUAGCUUCAAAUAGGAUUCACCAUGUCAGAUUGCUAGUGAGUAGCUGCAAUAAACGCCAGCUCUGUUAGCGAGUACUGUCUGCAGCUGCCUGGACAGUUACCGUGUUGACAUUGCAGAGACUAAUAAGAGUUAUUUAUGUAACAUGUGCCAUGAUAAAAGGCAGAAAUUACCCGUUCAACAUAAACUCUGCUGUCUUAGUGUCUGUUUUCAGGCCCAAAUCCUGGCAGAGCUUUCUCCACCGCUUUAAGGAUGACUCAAUGUUUAUUCGAGUUAGAUCCCUCGCUUGGUCACGUUCCAUCUGCGACUCUGCCCUUACCAGAAGUGGUAUUUUCAUAUCCGUCUCCAUCACAGCUCCUGUAGCUAAGCUGCUACGCUACUUUUAGCUGCUCAGAGCUCUGAGGAGGGCCAGGAGAGUGGGAGGGGACGAGGCGGAACUAUGGGAGAGUUGUCGAAUACAGCGAGAUGAUUGGAUGGAGAGGCGGAGCUGGAGAUUUACCAAUCGGAGCUGUCUGGGACGGAUGGCUCCCAUUGGUCAAUGUUUUCGCAGCCCUGCACCUCCUAGGGUGAACAGAUUUUUUCCGUUCUUUUUUCUCUUCACCUUGUGGAGAUCGUACUUUAGGACCAUGAUCACCAUAUAAACGAGGUUCAUAGUAAUUACCAAUCUCUCCAAUCAUCAACCAUGCCUUCAAUAGAAACAGCACCACAAAGACAGACGAGGUGCACAAACACUUUACAUCUGGUCAUAGAUUUUAUAUUUAAGCAGCAGUAUUAUUUGAGAAUAAGGGAACUCAUGCCUUUGUUAUUUUCAGAUGUCAUGGUUGACUUUGUUUGACGGUUAGUUGGUCAUUGGAUUGCAUUACUGUGUUCCAGUUUGGCUCUGACAAUACUGUUUACACUACAAACAAAACCAGUUGCUGCACCCACGGUAUUUUUAUGCAUGCAGACUGAAGUUGCAUUAUUACGUUAGUUAUAUUUUGUGAAUCUGUUCUGAUCACUGUGAUUUCUUAGUUUGCGUAUGUUUUGGCUCUUGUGCUUGUGCUGUGUAAGUCUAGCUCUUAAAAAUACAUCAUAACUUCUGCAAAAGUCAAGACUGAGUGCAAAAAGAUUUUUUAACCUUAAAUUUGAAGUAUAAUUCAUAGGAUUUAUUCUUGGUUACAUGCUGUAUCAUUUAUUACACCUUGAUUCAAAGUGAAAUUCGAUCAUUCGCUACCUUUUUCCUCUCACCGGCAUCGACUUUCAUUCACAUUUACACCCAGACGCUCUGGAAGAUGAUGACGCACUCGUCUGUGUAAAGUACACCGCUGAGUGUCCGUUCUCAUGCCAAACCACUCUCUGUGAUGUUCGCCAAGACAAUUUCAGCACAGUCGGUUUGAAUCGCACCUGAUGGAACAAGGACCACCCAUUAAAGCUCAGCAGACACCAAAGCGCACGCUCAGACUCCCUUUGCCGUCUCCCAUGUUGAUCAUAGGGUAUAAGAUCCGGGCUGUGCCAUAAGGCAGCCUGGAUUAAGUGUUACCAAAUGUGCUUCUCUAUAGAAACAGUGUUGGACAGAAAUCUGUGUUUGCAGCUGAAUUUGCUGCAGUCAGCUGUUUGUAAACGCUUUAAUUGAAGUCAUUUGUCUGUCAGUCUUUUUGGCCCUUUAUGGUAAUGAGUUUCUGAGUGAGUGCUUACUGAGUUCACGUUAAGUGCAGUCUGUGAAAUACUUAUCUGCACUCAAAGCACAUUGAGUUUAUGAUGAAACGAUUGCAAGGAUUGAGUCUGAGGUUUAAAGUGAAGGUUCUUUUUACCUAGAACCUGACGCCAGAGCCGUUUUAACACAAAGGUCAAUAUAUAUUUUGCCCAGUGAGCUCUUAGUUGUGGGUUUGUCUGUCAAUUUAUCGAACCCCAAAGUUCAUCUCAGUGGAUCCAGAUUCCUCAGGGCCAAACUGCCUCGUCUUAAGUCUGCUCAGAAACCGAAGGUCACAUAAUUUGCAUUGCACUUGAACCAGCUCUGCAGUGACUCUGGUAUCCUUACUUAGCCUCCUGAUUUAAUCUUGUCCUUCAACAAUCUGUCGUAAUCCCUCUAAUUCAGAAGUUUGAAAGCAGCAGUGGUUUCAUACUGUGUAAUAGUUGCCAAGAGUUUUAGCUUUGUCCUCUUUGAGAUUGAAGCAUUAGCAGAAAUCUCAUUUUACUGUCUUGGAGCCUCUGUCAUGCAAAACAAACCUGAUCUAAAGACUAAACAGAGUAUUUUUUCUUAUUCUACUUAUUUACUGUUUAUCCUUAUCUUCAUUAAAGGCACUGCGAGGAGUUUUUAACUGGUUUAUAAUUUCACUGUCGUUAUUUUUAACGCUUUCAACCAUCUUAAAGGGGGAAAGUUUCAGAUCAGAUUAUGAUAGCAAGCUUGAAUUCACAGUUUUUGCACCUUUUCCACAGCACUGCUGAAAAUAUGAGAUUUAGGUCAGGAAAUAUGAGGUAUCAUUAUGUCCACAGGGGGCGCCAGCAUCAUCACAAAGCUCCUCUCAACAGCUGUAAAGGCUUCAUGUCAUACGCUUGUAUAGAUUAGAUAUUAUAUAACUAUCAAAGUUGUAGGGCCUGACUCAUUACACUGAAAGAAUCACAUCUGAGCAUGAAGAAACAUGAUGAGCGAACUGUUGCUGCAUCUUUAUUUGAUUUAUUUUGGUCUUAUAAUCAGUGUUUGAGAAAUAAUAGACUAUUAAAUGAAGGUGGUUCUCGAGUUUUAUUCCACCUUAAACUGCUAAUAUUUUAGAGCUUUGCCAGUGGGCAUAGUGGAGCAUUAGGCAGCUUAAGAGGCCACUAUUUUUAUGAGAAGUAAAUAUUAGAUUUUGAAUCAACAGGUGGUCAUUAACCUUACUUUAAUGUUUUUCCCUUCGUGGCUUAUAUAAAGAAAUAAUCAACCUUUGGCAAACAAGACAGCCAUGUUUUUUAAAUCUUCUAUCUGUGUCCAAAAGUUACAGUUACCAUGGUUUCCAAUUGCUUAUACUUUUCCUAGAAAAACACAGCUUAGAACCAUCUAAACUGGAACAAAAGUUUCUCAGUAGAUAUGUUUUUACUGAACAUAAAUAUUAAAGUCAUUUACAUUUUAAUUUCCUUGGUACCAUCAAACUGAAGCAUAAAUGUUGAAACUAAAAUCGUUUCUUCUUUUCUUCUCUUUGCGAGACGACAAAGAGGGGCCCUCUGCUUGAAUUUCCUCUUUGUUUUGACUUACACUGAGGGCCAAGCUAUAGCUAAAGCACUGCCUGCUGUACUUACACACACACUCACACACACACACACUCAGAGACCUUAGUUGAAUUUUCGCUGUUAAUCACUCUCAUAUGUGGCGGGGCCUCUAUAAGGCGUGUUGUUUUAUCUCACGUCAUCAUUGGUGCAUACGGCCGCAGCCAGCAUGUGUUGUGGGUUAGCACUUAACCACAGAGCAGAGCUAAAAGUCUGGGAGUAUUAGAGUACACAGACCUGUGUAUGAAUAUUCAAAUCGAUUUGGUGUGCGUUCAGGACGGUUGUGCGCAUGCAUGAGUGUGUAUGCAGUCAGCAGAGUCAGAACCUCAGCUUCAGCUCAAAGACUCGAGUGGAUUAAGAGCUUAGGGACACACUCCUCAGAGCUUUACACACAAACCCCCUUCAGUCCCCGCACAGGAUCGGGGUGACUUAACCUCCAGUUUAUUCUGCUCUGUGCCAGAUUCCCCAUAGUCAUUACUGCUAUAGGAAAACAUUACCUUGAAUGAACAUAUGACGUAUUUCUAUGGGGAGGGUCUACAAGAAACCCUCCUCAGGAUCAUGUGAACAUAGUUUGAGUAAGAUUUCUGCUGAAUUUAUGACAGUUUGGCAUUCAACCGUCAGUAUGCCCAACUACGGGAGAAGAUACAUGGCUGUUAAUGGUGGUUUUUUUUUUGCCUUUUAGAGGAUUAUGUGUUAAACUAUAAUAUAAAGAUGGUGGGUAGACUUUAAGUAAAUUCUCUUUGCAAAAAGUCUGGCAAAAAUCAAAAGUCCUAAAAGUUAAGGUGGAUGAGAAGAAGUGACGGGCAAAGCAAAGGAUCAAGAAAAGAGCUUCUGAUGUUAAAAUGCUGCAACCACUACAACAGGGUGGAUGCAGUCUCAGUAACAGACAGCCAGUAUACAUGUGCAUUUUGUCAAUACUGUAAGUCUGCUUUUUGUCUCUAGUCUGUCUUGUUGUGUUUUCUUUGUACUUCAUCUCAUAUAUACUCAUAUGUAUAUACUUAUACUUACUUAUUUACAUCUUAUAUGUACUCCAUCAUAUUUCCAUACAGCUGACGUGCUUCUAAAGAGCUGUAAAGAUUGUCUAUCAAGCUAAAAUACACUUUUUGGCUACCAUGGUUUGAGGUUCAGGGCGACUUGAAGGUACACUUGUGGUAGGAAUUUCAAAAUAAAAGACGACACUGUUUAGAUUUCCCAUCAAAUUUUUGGUAUCAUUGGUCAGUCAUUCGAUGGCUCGGUCCAGAUUGAUGGAUGUUACACCUCUGACAUGCAGUAAACACACAGUUUUUGUUUGCAAUAUCCCAGCAAAGAUGCUAAACAAGUCUUACCCUUGACAAUAAGAAAGAUAUUGUCUGAUAUUUUUGUCAUUAAGUAGAACUUUUAAAGCAAAGACACAGUCUCACCAGCAUCACCCAUCUGUUUCUGAAUUGGACAUUAGAGGAUUUGGUUUUUUUUUAACUCAUCUACAUUGGUCUCGUUUUUCAGCACUGGACAUGUCUGCUAUGUGGAAGCCUGCCUGGGGGUUUUGUCUGAACACAAACUUAGAUUUCUCUCCUACCUGAGUCUCAUUGAGGUAUGCAGCAGGUUUACCAAUGGCUUUGGAGAGAUGGGGAGGCAUGAAAUGAAGAACCAGAAAUGUAGAUGGUGAAAUUGAAGAGCAGACAGUGGAACUGAAUUAAAGAUAGAGCUGAGAUAUUUGGAUAGAAAGUGGAAAUCUUUCACUCUGGGCUCUAUCUCCUCAUUUGCUGUUUCCUAUGUGUUGUUUUUCGUGGUGAGUUUCUUCUCCUCAGGUUCAGACUCCUGAAAAAGGAUCCUGUGAGAAGUACGUAGGUGUUGCUGUGGAGAACUCAAGCUGCCUCUGUGACAGGACAAUAGGCUCGCCAAUAAAUUCCCUCAAAGAUCCUUCUUAUCCUUUUGUUUGGUGGUUUGAUGCAAGCUACAAAUUAAGAGGACAGACUUUGGACCUAAUGGGAUCAGGCUUGGUUUUUGUGUGUGGGUGUUUGUGUCCAUGUGUGUUUUUAAGGAUGCCUUGGCAUGGACUUGAAACCUGCUGUGGAUUUCUCUUGAUCCUGCUUUGAUUAUCUGAUUAGACAAACAGAGUCACACAGGGACAGCUGAGGUCAGAGUUUGAGGUAGAAACCGUUUUAUCAAACAAGAAUUGGAUGUUAAAUCUGCUAAAAGAAUUUAAUAUCUUUCCAAUAAUCUUAUCAAAUCUACUUUAACUCACAUGCUGCAACCAAUUAGGUUUUGGAUACUGGUCAAAGAAACUGGCUCCAAAUUCAUCAGUGAGUUAAAUUUUAAAUCAUGUUACUCAGCCUCAAUCUCUGCUCGGAUUUUCAAUAUCUCACAUUUGAGGUUUCUGUUCCAAACACAGAACAUCUACUGCCACAGGGAGAAUCUGAUGCUUUUUAGAGGUUUCCAUAUUUUUUCAAGGACAAGAGAUCUGUUUCAAAGAUUUCCAAACUUCAGAAAGGUGCUUGUUGUUAUUAUUUAGAUAGAUUUAAAAUCAGAGGACUCACAGUCAUAAUAUCUGAGGUCUUUAGAUCAAGCCAGGCUGUAGCUUGGAUUAAUUCCAAGGGCUGUGACACUAAAAUGCUCCACUACCCUGAUGGAAACGCAUCUGCAAGGGGGCAAUAAGGUGACAGAGCUAGCUCUGCUAGUGUUAGCCUCAGUCUGCAAAACAAUUCAACAUGUUUACAUUAAGACUCUGUGAUCUCGAAUUUAGCUGUGCUGAGAAAUUUGUUUGUUUUCACAUUUGUUUUCUUAUCAUUCCAGUUGUAGGUUGGUCAAAAUUCAAAUUUCGUUAAAACAGCUCUGAGAUCAGUCACUUCAGAGCAUCCCUACCUGUGUGUUUGGGUAGGUGCAGAACAGCAGACUAAAGGAAAGGCAGGAUGAGAUUACUGAAUAUUUCUUACACAUGUCCCUGAGGAAAUCGUAAAAGAUAAUACAUCACUUUGUCCUCAGGGGGCGCCAAAUUCAACAAAACAAACGGCCCUUUACAGGGAGUUUUAGAUUGUCCCAUCAGUGACAUUUUCCUCGUGUCCCAGAGGUGAAUGUUUUUCUACACCUUCGACAGUCACCUUCACACAGUGUCUCUUUGUAAACUGAUCCGAACAUUCAGAAAAUGUCACCUCUUCGGUCCGGUAGAAAAUGCCCUUCAGCAAAGGCCAACAGGACUCAUGAGAGGGAACCCUGUCCCUGUUUAGCCUCUCUGUUUCAUGGAGGGAAUCUGGCAAGAACCGAAAAUCUCUGCUGUGCCAGGGACAACAAGUCUGUGUGCCCGACGGUGUGCCCUUUCCAAAGUGCUAGAAAACAAGAGACGAAAUGGGACAAGUCCCUGGAGAAGUCACAGAAACUCUGUAAGAAAAGUGCUCCAAAAAGCAAAUGAGGGAACAUGGAGAUGAGGAGAUAGAGUAUAAGUGUGUGUUGGGGGACAUGGUCGAGUGAAAACCCUGGCUUGUAUGUAGUUUGACAACACUUCAGUGGUUUUGCAGUACCUGUAUCAGGAUUUCAGGCUUCUCCUGGUCAGGGGUUCAGAGGAAGGCUACACCUGAAUGCAUCGUUCCUGCUGUGGUCUGGAACAUUCCUCUGGGCUUCAGUAAUGACCUCCUAAUGGCACUAAUGAGCCUCCGCAGAGGAGUCCGGCUCCACAUGGGUCUGAUGGAGAGGAGGGGGGGAGAGGGAAGGGGGGAAAGGUAAACAUAGAAAUUGGGGGAAAGAUGGAGUUAGAGCCGGAAGAGUGUAAAGGAGAAGGCUGGGAGUGGGAGAUCUGUGGUGAAGUGAAAAGAUUGAAAAACUUGAAGCAAUAAACCAAGUUAAGAUUGAAAUUGUUUAAAUGUUGGAGAGAGACUCAGCGUUCCUGGGAAUACUGAAAAAUGAAAAAGGAGCGCAUGGUAGAGAGUUAGUGUAGAGUGAUAGUGUUUUUAUUAUUCAAGAGGGAAACUGAGUGUCACCUCACUGCAAGAAGGUCCUCUGGUUCUGGGGCUUUUCUAUGUGGUGUUUGCACCUCUCCCCAUGCCAGCGUCCUUCCACAGUCCAAACGCUUGCUUGCAGUGAGGCAGCAGUAGCUCAGGAGAUAGUGCGGUUGUCCAUUAACUGGAAGGUUGGCGGUUCAAUUCCCCCCUAUCCUGUCCGUUGUAUCCUUGGGCAACACAUUUAACCCCCCUUGCUCCCAGUGUGUGUCCUCCACUGGUGUAUGAUUGUGAGUGUUGUGUGGUGGUUGUCGGAGAGGCCGUAGGUGCAAAAUGGCAGCCACGUUUCUGUCAGUCAGCUGUGACCACUGAGGUACUUUACCACCACCAAAGUGUGACUGUGUGAGCAAAAGAAUGAUGUAUCCAAUGUAAAGCUCUUUGAGGGCCUCUGAUAAAGCGCUAUAUGAAAUCUGAUGCAUUCUUAUUUAUUAUUGAGUCCAUUAGUCACUUUGGAUUUCAUGUAGAUGUGUCUCAAUGUUUGUCCACAGACUGGCCUUGUGAUUGGCUGGUCCCAGACUGCCUCUUGCCUAGUGUUGGCUAACAUAGGCUCCAGUCCCAAUACCGCCAAUGGGAAAAAACUAACUCCAACAAACAAUGUCAAUUUUGACAUGUCUGUUAGAUGCUUUUAGAGAAUCAGAACAUUGAACCGUUUUCUGAGUUUGUUUUUUAAAGUAAAUGGUUUCAUGUUUUCUGCAUCUCAAAGUCUCUGUUGAGUUUUUUUUUUCUGUUUCCAGAUCAACAAGCUGAUUAUAAUAACAUAUUUUCUUCUUCUCCUUUCUCUCUUUCUGCUCUGCCUGCUCUCUUUUGUCUUGCUGCUGUUGUAUGUGGAGGUGAGUUAUCCAUGGGCGAGCUCCAGGACCCCUUCCUCGUCAGUGUCCACCUCAUUGCAGACCCCGGUCAGGGGAACUUCCUUCAACAUGCUGCUGAUGCCGUCCUGGCCUGGGUGCACCCUGAGCUGCAGCUCUUCAGAGUCUCAGAGCGUGCCUCCAUCUCCCAGCGACCCCGGCCCAAACACCAGCAAAACGGCCUCCCAGAAGUAGCCUGCCAGCCGGCUAUGGCAGUCAUCCUUUUCCUCCAGGAGGGUUACGGGGGCGAGGAGCAGAUUCUGAAGCUGCACCACGCUCUGCAGAAGCCACCAUGGCGCUACCACCACACAGAAAGAGUCAGCAACGGCCGACGGAUGCUACCUUUGACACCAUGCAGUCAGGACUUUUUCACUCUGUCUCCUGGGACGCCACUCUGGGCUGUUCGUCAGGUGCAUUAUGGGAAAGAAAUAGUGAGAUUUACAGUCUACUGCAGACAUGAAAACUAUGUGGACAUGGUGCGGCUUUACAGGCUGCUGCUCCAGAGGAGGGUAGCGCAGAAAAAGGAGGACUUUUGCUUCUUUGUGAUCUACUCAAACCCAGAGAUGGAGAUUCAGCUGUCGUUUAAGAGGCUCCCACGAGGAGAGAGUCCUGUGGUGCUGGACUCAGCGGUGAUGGAAGUGAGGGUACGAGAUGUGGGGGCCCUGGUGCCUUUGCUGCCACACCCCUGCAGCCCCAUCAGUGAGGUCCGCUGGCAGACGGAGGAUUACGAUGGAAAUAAGAUCCUGCUGCAGGUGAGAGGGCUUUUUUAAGAUCCUAUGAUCCUGCUUUAUUACCUGCUAAAGCUAUUGAGACCGCCACCAACAAGACUAAUCAUUUUACUUUGUGUGGAUUUUGGUGGUGGCUGUGUACGGAGUGGUUUGUUUUCACUUUUUGCCUGUUCAGAAAGAGUUGUUCUCUCCCUAUCAGAAAAAAAUCUCUCCCUUCUUUCCAUAAACUUUGGAAAGUAUUGCUCCUCGUUUCCACUUGUGCAUGUGACUGAUGUCUGUACAUAAACAGAUGGGAGCUCCAGCGUCCAAUGCAAGGAAGUGCAUUUCUUUAGGGAUGGAAAGAAACCAUAGGAGCCAUGGGGAGAGGCUUGUACUUCUGACUGAAUCUCAAACCAAACUGAUGAACAAAACCUGGAGAAAGAAUAAAAAGAUUAGCUCUCUGAGAUUAAAUCAUGACUUUAAACUCAUUAUUUGGAAAUUGAAGUUAUAAUUCAGAUCUAAACCUCAUAAUUACAAGUUCCUGCUCAAUCAUGAAGCUGGAUCACUAUGUUCCUGACUGAUAAGAGGCAGCAGGUGAGGCUGGGGAACAUCACAUCCAGCACCCGGACUAUCAGCACUGGUGCCCCCCAGGGAUGUGUUCUCCCCCCCUCUGCUCUCCUCCCUUUACACUGUACCUCAGGAUCUGUCAGACUCAUGAAGUUCACAGAUGACACCACAGACAUGGUGAUGAGUCUGCAUACAGACGGGAGGUGGAUUAGAUAAUCUCAAUUCAGUCUUUAGUUUAUUAUCUUCAAACUCAAGGCUUUAACAUUGAAUUCCUCCCCAAAUCACAAAAAUGGAGGUUAAUCUAUAGAUUUACAGGAUAAGUGGUAAAUGGUCCAUGAAUAAUCUUAUGUAACAUGUUUCCAGGCUUAGGACUCAAAUCGCUUUGAACUACAUGCCAUUCAACCCAUUUACACACAGUUAUUUACUCAUUCAUACACAAACUCAAACACAUGGGGGAUUAGUGGAAUACCUGCUUUAUAUUUAGAGCCACAGUAGAGCUUAUUAAUGUCUUUUUAUCAUUAUAGUGUUUUAAUUUUUUUUUACCUCUGUUCUGAGUUCUAAUGCUUCAGGCCCCAAAUUGCCCCAAAUUGAAAAGAUUCUGUAACUAAAAUCAACAAUUUUAUAAAAAGACAAAGUAGCACUGUGCCCCUUGAAUUUGAAGCCACUUCAAUCCAUCAAUCGAGUCAUAAAUGUGUCAAUCAGCAUCCAUCAGGCUGUAAAAAGUUUGCAUGUACAAGUCUGUUUCACUGUAACACUCAUUAUGUAAGGAUGUAAGGACACACACACAUGCAUAUUAGUCCUGGUGUUGAGUGUAUCACUUUCAGAGGAGAUGUGUGUCCAGGUUGUGGCAGAUUAAAGCAGAUUAAAGUAGAAGUCCAUUACUGGGAUUGAAACAGCAGCGAGGGAAACGAUGAGCUAAUCUAUCAUGACAAUUGAACAUAUGCAUGAUGCUAAACUGCCACCUGGACUCAAGUCAUGGGGUCCCCUACAUUGUGCAAACAUAAUAUCUGAUAUCUUAUAGACAUACAACAAAAGUCGAUAACUUCAAUAAAGUCUGUGAACUUACUAUCACUGAAGGAUAACUUUUUACAGUAGAUGAGAGGUGUCCGAUUUAUCCCUUCUUCACUCACCUUCAAAGCAGGUAAAGUUGUCGCCGUUCUGCUUCUAGUGUAGUUUGAUGCAGAGACUGGAAUCAGGAUUAUUCAGCCAGUGAAAUAUGAAAGUAAUGCAAAUCUUUAUGACUGAACAGACAACGAGGAAGUGUAUUUCCUAAAAUCUGAAGCUAAUCCUUUAAAAUACUUUUAGUAUGUUCCACACUUAUCCUGGAAAUAUUUUUAUUAUUAUAUUAUAUUAUACUAUAUUAAAGUGAAGGUGUUAAUUAAGAGUUCACAAUUAAAGGCAGUACCUAUGAAGUGAUGAGAAAAUAAUCCUGGAGCAUUAAAUAGGAAACUGAAUGCUAACUUUCACGGAUCAAAGUUAAAGGUCGAUUGGGUCGAUACAGUCCACAACAGAACAGUUUAUUGUGUAUGUGUGAAGCAGAAACUCACACUUUUAGAGCUCAAUAACUUUAUGUCUGCCAUUUCUGUCUAGGUCUAGGUCUACCUGUCAUCACUUUAAUGCAGCUCCUCACUUGAACCCAAAAUGACUUGACCAGUCUUGGUUUUGUCAGUAUUUCGCUCUAGUCUGAGCUGAGACAGGUGCAGCUGAGUAGUAUCAGAUGCUGACUGCAAAUGACUGGAUGCCAUGGCAACAGUGUUUGCUUUCAGAUAGAGAUGCAUUUGUAUUUUGACCAACAUAAUUGGUAUAUGUAGUGAAGGGUGUGGCUCCAAAGACUAAACCUUGUGGCACACCUUUAGUCAUGUCAUGGUGAUGAUUUCAAAUGUCCUUGUUUUUCUAAAACAGUCUAAAACAAGCAGCCAGAACAUGGGACCAAAGCAUUUGAUUCUUGAGCUGGAAAACUGACAGAAACGAUGGAGAAGUUUAAAAAAUGAUAAUUAACUGAAUAAUCAAAGGAUCAGAUUAGGGCUGGGCGAUAAAACGAUAAUAUCAAAAAUUAAUUUCCCUCAAUAUCGAUAUGAAACAUGGUUGAUAUGCUUUUCAAUAAUCGGCAUUCUGCCAUGUUUUGGUAGACUAUAGAAAAGCCAAUAAACAUGAAUGAAUGAAAUGAAUAAAUGAAUGACACAAAGACCUCACAGAUGCUUGAAUUUCAUGUAAAAGUAACAGGGAACAUUUAGGAUUGAAAAUAGUUUUUUUUUUUUUUUCAUAUCAUGAUUUAUUUCCAUAUUGACUGAUGUGAAAAAAAUAUAUAUUGUGAUAAACUUUUUCCAAUAUCACCCAGGCCUACAUUAGACACAACAUCCAAACAUCCAGAACUUGACUACAGACCAGAAGAAUAAUCACAUUUAUGAACCUUAAUAACACGUCCUCCAUAGUUGAGGAUUAAAGGUAAUUUGUGGUGUUUUUAGCCCGCAGAGGUCACGUCUCUGGCUGACCUGGCUUAUCCCAAGAUAACCACAGCUUUCAAGAAUAAGGGUCUGAUCAUCACCAUGUCAACAGCCUCAUUACCCAGCACCCCCUGCUGUGGCUCCUCUCUGUCCCUGUAGCAUGUUGUCCUUGCAGAAAAACUGAAUGCAUCCUGUCAUGUUAUAUUAGCUGAUGCUUUCACCCAAACGUGCGCAGAAAUAGCUUCAAGAAAAAAAACAAAUGUGUGUCGCUGACCUGCUGUAUCUUUAGGAUCAUGAAUCACUAACACACACAUGCACAAACUCAUCCUGGUUCAGCCUCCCUCAUGUGUCAUUAAGGUUUAAAUAACAGCAGCAGACAGCGACACUCAUCAUCUUUUUCUUUCCUGUGCGGGGGGAAAAAGUACAAAGCCAAGUACAAACUAAAAGUAGAAAAAGAAAGAUUAACAGAGGGGAGAGAAGAAAACACUUGGGUUUUUGUUACACUCUUAUAACAUUUUCUCCAAACUCUCUGACACAUUUGCUCAUUCAUCUUUGUGAGGGUUCAUGAGAACAGUAAAUCCUCAGACCCAGGACUGAAGUUUUAACCUGCGUUAUCAACUUGCAAUCUUGUUAACAAAACAUGAGGAGGGGAAAGGAAAUGAAUGAAAGUCAAAUUUUAGUCUCUUCUAGUUUUAUUUUCGGUCUCAGUCUGCUAGUAAAGGAAAGAUUAAGCCUUUAAACACUCUAUUGUUUUUCACCACCUGGUUUCUAUUCAUGUCUGUUCGGAUGCUCAGCAGGUACAGAUCUUGGCUGUAGUUUUAAAAAGAGCUAUUAAAGUACUGGGUCAAAGAAAAAAGCAAAGAUGAGAUCCAGAAAGUGAAAAACAGACCUUAAAUGAAUCAUCAAACUCCAUAAAUGUGAUGAAAACUGCAGGUACUGGUUAUUUUUCUUAUUUAAUCUGCUAAUACAACAACCAUAGAGUAACACAACCUGUCGCUGUGACACAAACACACACCAACUCGCAACUGUUGCCAUUAUCGCUUCUGCUUUUCGAUCUAAUUCUUUAUCAGUUUCUGUUGAUUUUCUGUGUGGAAAAAUAGGCCUAUAUGAGGUUUUCAGAAUCAACUUAUCAGAAAUACAACCUCUGAUCGGUCAACAGACCUAAACAAAGGUCUAAGAAUAGACUCUGAUCUUCUCUAUGGGAUUUAAACAAGUGUAGCCAAACUUUUGACCACUUGAGGUCAUGCGGUCUGCCAUGAUCCUCUUCUCACAGCUUUGUUUACUUACUAUGUCACAAGUGAAUUCCUGUUACACUGACGCAGCAGAUCCUGGCAGAUAAGUCCAACUUGAUGUGGACUACAAAACUCUUUUAGAUAGGUUAAAUGAUACAAGUGUCAGUAAAUGGUGGGGGAAAAAAGGCCAAGGUUAUGUAGCAUUGUUAGUUUUACAAGAUUCAGUUUUUUCAGUUUUGAGUAAGAGAUUUGAAGUUGAAGUUUUGCUCUGUUAAAAUAAUUCAGUUGAGUCCAUCAAGAUCAGCAGGAUUAUUUAUUUAAUGUCAGAAAUACAGACAUCAGCUGUUCCCUGCUCUGGUUUUAGUUUGUCAUGAGGAUGUGGUAAAUCACGGUUCAACUCCGCUCAGGAAACUUUAAAAUUUGCUUCUAUGAUAUUUAUCGUUUUGAGCCUGAACAUAUGGAAAUCUGGAAACUCCCCUCCUUCCCCGUACUCUUGAAAAUGAUUGUCUUGAGGCUGCUUUGUGGAAAGUUAAUGCUUCUGCUGCUGGUAUUGUUUGGUAGGAAAAAUGGACGACAGAGAGACAAGAGAACAGAAACAUGGAGAAACUAUCAGCAUGGAGACUCAGAGAGAGGAAAAAUAAAUGGGAAUCUGAACCAUCAGAGCAUUAAAAUGAAAACUGCUGCAGCUGCCUUACAUGCUGUAAAAAGAACAUUUCCACAUUUGUGUCAGAACAGAGGAGCCUGCCAUAUUUCUUUGUACCUUGUAAAUGAUAAUCAGACAGUAGAUUUGUGGUGCAGUGAACAGCACCGAACAGCAGUGUCUGUGUUCUGAGCAACAUCAGUCUAUGAAUGGAGGCGUGACACACAUGGGGUUUCUCCGGACUCUGAUGACUUCUCCAGCUGCUGGUGUGAUUUAUAAAGUGGCCCGGCCGAGAACAGGGGGGCGUGUUGGGCCUUUUAUAAACCCCAGGGUUCCCUGGUCCUCUUUUCUCCUUCACUUUGUGGUCUGUAUGUAGCGUGAGGAGAUUUGGGUUGCAUUAGAGUCCCACAGGGAGAGCUGAAUGGCCCUGACUCUGCACCAUUUUUCUCAGUUUCCCAUCUCUUUGUACGCCUUGAAAAGUUAGUCAAGUGUAAGGUCAGGGGGUUACAAUGAACCUUUAUUUUUGAAAAAAGACAAAUUAAAGGUAACGAACUUUACAAAAAAAAAAAAAAAUUCAAUCAGACUGCUUUUUAUUAAAAAUGUCAAGACCCAAGCAAAAUAUAGUUUGACAUAAUGGGAUUGAUAAAUUUCCAACAAAAGCAAAAUUCACAAAUUAGGUAAUCCCAAAUCACUUUGACCCCAAUCAUGGCAGAAACAUAGACUUGAUUCAGGCAAUGCAAAAUGUUCACAGAUUUAAAAAUGGCAGCAAAGAGAUUCAAAGUAACGCCAACGACUGGGUACAUUUUGAAAUCCUCUUCUACAGCUAUUUAUGGCCAAAACUAAACUAUCUAGUGCUUAAUGCCAGGAAUGGGUGUAUUAAAAACAGCUACACUAUAACCAUCAUAAAUGUAUCCCUCUGUUUCUCUCGACUUAGAACUUUGCUAUCUCUUCUGGUGUUGCCCAGGGUUUUUCUCCGGUUCUGUUUGUCAUCUUUCUACUUCAUUUUGGCCAUUUCUGUUGUAAAUUUAACACCCUGUUCACCUUUCCUCCUAACUUAUCUCCAUCUUCCUGCCCACUCCCCACUCUGAAAUCAAAUCCUUGCUCUUUUACAACUUUACAAUUUCUCUAUUAUUAACCAUGCAUGCAGGAUUGCUCAGUCACAAUAUAUAUGUUUAGAAUAUGAUGGAUUUGAUGUACACAGACACCACAAUUCUGUUAUUAUUUCUGCUGCAAAAAAAUCAUUACAAUUCCAAUAAAUGGUGCUUUCUGAGACUCAAUCUUGAAUAUUAAGAAGGGAAAUGAGUGCUAUUCAGAACAUUCAAAAGCUUCUUACAAAAAGGCUUUCUGGACUCGAGUGUAUUUUGUUGUUGGAUUCCUGAAAUGCUUCUACUACCUCUGUGCUAGCUUAUGAAGAUUUUACAUGGCAGGAUUUGAUUGUGAGAACAAAAACUUUACAUUCAGUUUAAUUCCUCUUAGAUUAGCCUGUUUUCAUGCUCAGUGGCUUAGUUUUGUGGAGCAUGUAGAGAAACUGUAGGAAUGUUCAAACACAACCGUUUAUUACUGACUUUCUAUUUUAAAUAAAUCUAUGAAUAUGACGGCUACAAAACAGAUUUUACCUCCUAUGAAAAAAAAAUGUUAUUCUGACUUCCUUGAAUUACCGUUAUUGUGUAGUUCCUCUUCUGCCAAUAAAGUUAAAGGGAUGUUCCGGCAUAAAAUUAAUUUAGGGUCAAACAAAGGUCUCGCUACAAACAAGCAGCUGCUGGAAGAGAGUGGGUGAGUUGUUUUUAGUCUCUCUGCUAAAGAAAUCAGGCAAAGUUAAAAAGAUUUUUGUGUUAGGUUUAGGGUUAGGGUGGCUAGUGUUACGGUUGAGACCCUAUAUGUACUGUUGACGAAGUUAGGUGCUGUUCUGAGCAUUAUUUGUGGCUAUAGAGUGGCUUUUUGGUUAAGCACGUGGCUCCUCAUACUGCUGUGUAUUGCUAUCCUGUGGUCAUUACUAAAGUUAGUAUAACUAGAGAAGCAAGCUGUCGGCAACAUUCAUCUUUCGAUGGGGUGUCUAACUCGGUGUUACGGUGUGUUUGACCCUAAAUUAAUUUUACGCCAGAAUAUCCCUUUAAAUUCUAACUGUACAGUCUGAUUCUAAAUGGUUGUCUUUUCUGUUCAGAUCCAGGGCUCCUACUUCAAACACCAAGGAGAACCCUUCUACAUGUCCUCCUCCAUCCCUGAAUCAGCCUCCGCUCCAUCCACCAUCACCCGCAGCUCCUCAUCGUCCUGCAAGAACCGUAGACACCAUCACCACCGGUCUACAUCUCGUCCCAGAGUCCACCAAACUUCUCACGGCUCCCACCCUCUGGUCUUCAACGAGCUGGACGAGGAGGCACAGUGGACUGACCACCACCACCCGGACAACUGGAGGUCAGGGUGGAGGGGCCACAGAUCUGGAUCCCUUUUCUCCCUACCAAACCUGGGCUCAGGCAGCUCCCGCUCCACCUGCUCCUCUCCCGGUCCCUCCUCCAGCCUCCAUCACAGGAGCCACUCCUUCAACAGACGCUCCUCUCUGAUUCCGCCUUUCAGGCUGAAUGUGGACGCUCUGGUUGGGGCAGAGGAGACAGAUGUGGACACAGGGGACAAAGUGAACUCAGACAGCAGUGUGGAUCUCACAGUGGUGUCUGCGUACAUCAAAUCCAGCCUGCCACAGACUCCUCGGCCUACUUCAGCUCAGUCGGAGGACUUUAAAAGCAUCCCUGAGAACUUUAACAGACCAAACUCACUGAGACGGACUCCAAACAGCUUCAGCAACAGCAGCACUCCCUCCACCCUGAUGGGGUCACGCCUGAACAGCCCGAGUGCGAGCUCCGGUGCUGCUCUGUCUCUGAGCGACAUUUCCAUAUACCACUCUGACAACUGCAGCCUCAUCAGCGCUCAGAUAGAAGGAGCAGAAGAGAAAACGACAGAGGAAGAAGAAUUUUACAUUUGAACCUGAGAGGACUCACUCUGGCCAGUACUGACACAGCUCUACUCUGCCCCCUGGUGGUUAAUCUGGAGUGAAGGAGGGACUUGUUUUAUGUUUGUAACUGUGGAUGUUGCUCUUUUUGCAUGUAGAUGUAUGCUUUGAAGCUGUAAAUGUAAGGUAAUGUAUGGAAAAAUUAUUACACAUAUAAAGGGUAAAAUCACAAUACUAUGUUCAGAUGAGUUAUCAGUAAAUUUGUCUGUCACAACAUUUUAUACUUGUAUUUUUUAAAGUUAUGACUACUUGUCGCUGUCAGUCUUUUUGGUAUUGUCGGAGGUUUUUAUUUUUGUCAAUGUUUAACUCAGAUUUUAGUCAUUACUGUGUGGAGCUGAAUGAUUUCAUUAAGUAUCGACUCAUCAGUCUGGAUCAGGGAGCUCUGUAAGGGGAUGCUGGAGAUGGUUGUUACACUUUCUGCUUCAAUACCAGUAAUUUGCUGGAUUUUUGAGCCUGAGGUUCUAAAUUUUUAUACAAACUACCCACGUUUGUUAACUACAAAAGAAGCCAUUUCAAUCUUCAGUCCUAACAAAUACAGGAUAGCCAAACAAAUAGCUAAAAGAGGCAAAAAAAGAGAACAAAUUUUCUAUCAGAAUGAUCCUGUUUCUCUGAGUGACCCAACACAACCCAAAUUGACGCCUAUAAAUAUAUGUAUAAUGCAUUAUAAUCAUGUUAUAGCACUGUAUAAGUAUAGUUAUAAACACUCAUAAAUGAUCAUAAUGCUUUAUAACAAAAAUCACAACACAUUAUAAAGCAUUUUAUCAUGACUUACAAGGUCAGGUAAUUUAAUGUGUUAUAACUGUUAACAACUCACUGACAAUGCCCACAUAGAUAAUGUAAUAUGUUGUAAUUGCUUAUAAACUUGUAUAACUAUCAUUAUAAACACUCAUAAAUGAUCGUGAUGCUUUAUAGCAAUAAUCAUAACGCAUUUAAUACCUGACCUUGUAAGUCAUGAUAAAAUGUUUAAUAAUGUGUUAUGAUUAUUGAUUUAAAGCAUUAUGAUCAUUAAUGAAUGUUUAUAACUAUAUUUAUACAGUGCUAUUACAUGAUUAUAACACAUCAUACAUAUAUUUAUAAUGCGUUAUAGAGAUAGGUGUCAAGUAAUGUGUUGCCCCAUUUUCUCUUUGACUCAGAAUCCAAAACAUCAGUGCAGGCGCUGUUUAAAAAUGUCAACCAGGAAAUCCAUAGAGGAGCCAUAUUAACUGCAAUCAAGACGCGUAUUUGAGAGUAAAGACAGUAACCUCAGAUUUAGAGUCAUUCAGAUGUUGAAAAUCUUCCGACCCCCCAGUUGAUUUCAGUCAGGCAGGAUAUGAUAUGAGAAACAUCAGCGGAGUCAGGUUUUAAUGAGGAUUAGAGCUGAGUGUCAUCUGCAUAUUAGUGAAAAUCUAUACUAUGUUUUUGAAGGAAUGGUGAAUAAGGGGGGACCCAGAAUAGACCCUUGAGAGACACCCAUCCAUCAGGACAACAUUAAAUACAACAUAAUAGACACAUGAUUAGAUUAUAUUCCAUCAAAAAUAGAUACAACAAGUCAAUAUUCACACCAGCACACAAUUACACCGUUAGUCUCUCAAACUCUUCACAUACUGACAGUCUCUGCUACAGGACUGAAGUGAUAUAAAACAUCCUUCAACAUGGAAUAGUCUGUGAUAUUUUGAUGUAACAUGAAGCUGCACCGCUUUGAUGGGGUUAAAGAUGUAAUUUAAUGUAAAUGUUUUCAGACAGUCUUUGAAUAUCCUUAUUAAAUAUCUACUCUAAAGUUCAUCAGGACUUGUAAAAAAUGCACCCCCAUGUGUCAGAUUGUUUUCUGUGAGGUCUCUUCUGUGUCGGUUAAUCUUUAUCGCCCUCUUGUUCCAGCUCAGACAGUGAAACCUUCCUCUCUCUCCACACUCUGAGCUCUUCAACAGGUGUGGGUCUACUUGUGAGGUCCCCUUUGCCGUCUGAAGAGGGCAAUCCAAUAACAGAGCACCGUCAUGGUCGUCAUGGUGAAGUCUCCCCGCAGACCUGGAGAAGUGACUUCAUCAGCCACCAAUCAGCACAGAGAGUGGUUUAAUGUGUUGUUUCCUGAGUGUGGAGGGCACACAUGGAGCAGUCUGGAAAACAGAUCAGGCAGCAAGGUGGGCUCCUGGAGAAGUUUCACAUAUCUGUCUGGUUAAAAACUGGGAGCUUAAAUUCAUCUUUCUCAGAAGUGGAUCAUAUUUUCUGUAACCCAAAAUUUUUUAUGAACUGUUGCAUAAAGUUUAUGAGGGGAAAGCUGUAGAAUGAUUCACAUAAAAACAACUUAAAUCUCUUCUAUGGAAAAAAAAACUGGUUGCAUGCAGAAAAAAAGGAUGUUACCUCAUAUGUCAGUUCUCCCCAAACCUUCUUAACCCUAGAACACUAUCGCUGGGUGAUUAUCACCUGACCAAACAUGUCUACGUGAUUUUCAUUAUGUUGUCUGACUAUUAUGGGUCCCUGGGUAGCUUCAGCAUUGCCUUUAACAUCUUUGAAGACAUAUUUGUUUCCCUGAUCCAAAAUCUGCUUUUUCCUACAGGUACGUGUUUGGGUGAUUUUCACCCAGCAAUAGUGAUAGAGGGUAAAGUACGUCUGGGUGGAUUUGAUAGCUGCAUGUAGGAAAUAAGGUCAGUAAGAGUGGUCCUGGAAUUUGCAUGUUAUCUUUAUUUCAGUUAUUUUGUUGCAUUUUUAUAUGGUCCCCUCAUGGCACUUUUUUUCCCUUCCUUUGGAUAUUACACAGUUAUAGAUUAAAGAAAACUACUUUAAUUCGUCAUGUAUUGUUUAGUUUUGAUAAAUUUUGAUGACAAGCACUUUUUCUUGGGUAUAUUAUUUUGGGUAAAAAUCACUGAAAUCCUAAUUUUAGAAAUUUUUGGAAAUCUCCAAGAUUAUAGUUGUAUACAUUUUUUUUUUUUAUCUACUGUGUACGAAUAUUGAAUUUCAAAUGUUCCUUGUGCUGUUUUUCUGUGUCAUUUAUCCAGAUUGAGGGUCCAUAAUGAAAUUUAAAUUAAAUUUAGGUGGUCUUGGUUUAACAUAUUAUAAAGGAAAGUUAAAAUGAAAGUUGAUCUUCGUGCAAAAGUAGUCUAACAUUUUGUAAACCUUGACUGAUACCGUUCAAGAGAGUCAGAUGCCUUUUGCUUCAGCGCCAAGUGUCAGCAGGUGGCACCAGAGCACAACAGAGAGAGGAAUAAAACCAUUACUGCAGGUACUUCACUAUCCGGCCCAAAACCUCCACAGUCAGAACUAUCCUUGCUGUUUUCUCCUUUAUCUUAGAGAGAAUAUUUUAAGUAUUUCUCACUCAUUCAGAGGGAUUCCUUCAUGAGUUCAUCAGCUGACACUCCCAUCAUCAACCCUGCAGCAUAUUUCCCAUGCUUCCUCAGAGCCAUGCAGAGCUCCUGGGAGAUGAGGGCUACGUGGGACGUGUCUCCUCACGUCGCCCCUCUCACAGUGCCAGCACUACUGGCUCUAAUCCUCCAUGGCGUACCUGGCAGAUCUCUCUGGCGACACCGGCUCUGAGCGCUGCUGGCGUUGUUGCAGCCUGGCCCGGGCCUGCACACCAGCAUCCCCUCUAAUCCUCCCCGCCUGCACUGCCCCAAAGCCCA
This is a messenger RNA of Xyrichtys novacula (pearly razorfish), 34079 nucleotides long. Lineage: Eukaryota; Metazoa; Chordata; Actinopteri; Labriformes; Labridae. The record is from the annotation of a GenBank genome assembly.